Molecule: messenger RNA, 1674 nt
Organism: Lactuca virosa
Lineage: Eukaryota; Viridiplantae; Streptophyta; Magnoliopsida; Asterales; Asteraceae
Source: the annotation of a GenBank genome assembly
AUGAGCCUUCAAGAACUCGUCACUUCUCUUACUCAAAGCCAAACCCAAUUUCAACAAGAUACCAAGAACAUUUUCUCCAAUAUUCAAGCACAAAUUGGAGACUUGGCCACCGCUCUCAACAAGAUGGAACAAAGGGGUAAACUUCCUUCUCAAACCGAGAAUAACCCCAAUGUGAGUUCAAUAACCUUAAGAAUUGGGAAAACACUUGGAGAAAACAACCCUAAAAGAGUUUCAAGAGAAGGAGAAGACAAAGUCAUUAUUGUUGAACCUUCGAAAGUUGCACGUACUCCGAAGGACCCGAUUUUGCAAAACCUUGACCAAUCUGACUCUUACAACAAACCCAUCAAGCCAUUGGUCAUACCACCAACUUUUCCCUCCCAGUUGACUCCCUCAAAGAAACAAGAGGAAGAGAAAGAGUUUCUUGAGACUUUCCGCAAGGUCCAAAUUAACAUUCCACUCUUGGAUGCCAUAAAACAAAUUCCGCGCUAUGCCAGCCCGUCGGACCCCCCCUUCCCCCUUGUUCCUCCUGUCCACAAGGAAGACAGCGAUCCAAAUCCAUCUACCGCCGAUCUCCGCUACACCCGCUACCACCGACGAAUUCCGAACAAAGUCCAGUCGUCCGUCGUCGCCACCGGUCGGCGCUACCGCACAACUCACGUCGCCGGUCGCCCUGCCUCUUCUCCAGCCGCCAGCAGUCUCCGAUUUUCGUCAACUACCUUCGUCACCGGAAAAACGCACAUCACAGCCUCCGCCUCACCACUCGCUGCUAUCACUGGCGCUCCCUCUCCAACGUACUCCCCACUUAAUUCCGACCCCCCCCCCCCCCAUCUCUCUUACCACCGAGAACAACCAACGGAUGCCACCAUUAUCUCAUCGUCGAAAAUUCGUUCAAACCUGAUUCCGACGCCAAUUCCCAUCCAAUUCCAAAAUUUCUUGGGGCAUUAUUCACCAAACACUCUACCACACGCCGAUCUACUGUUAAUUCGGGAAAAUCUCAUCGCCGAAAAACCUAGCUCCACCGCUGGCCACCGUAUGCCGCCGCCGCCGGCCGCCGCCACUCAUUUUGACGAAAAUUUUCAAAUUUCUUAUUUCUCCCUGGAGAUUCACAAGAUUCAACCUUGCGGGUUCAAUUCAAGCUUGGGGUGCGGUUUUUGUGGAUUUAUUUUUGGGUUUCGACUAUCGAAUUUGGUUAUAUUAACUGGUGCAAUGGGAAUGAACAAAACUAUUCACGCGUCUCAUGGAUGUUCCCGUGAAGCUCAAUCCUCACGUUCAACAAAAAAGAUGUCCACCGAGCAUGUUGAUCGUGAUGAAGAUGAUGAUGAAAUGCAGGUCGACAAUGCCAAUGUUGGUAGUCCAUUUGAGACCGAAGACCAUUAUGACCUCCCAAUCCGACAAUUGCCACCACCCUUUUAUGGUCAGCCUUCGGGAGCACAUUUUGAGCCACAACACGAGUACCAGUCUUAUCAACAACACAACGAGCUCGAUCCCGAGCCUGAAUUCCCUCUUGAUAUCUACAGUCAUCUUGCUUCAUUGCGCCUCCAGGGCAACCGGAAUACAGCAUCCAUACGGCGCCUCGAGGAGCAGCAAGCACGCACCAACAACUACAUGGAGGAUCUUUGGUAUCAUUUUCAGCCCGAAGGUGGCUACCCUCCUUGUGGGCCUCCUCCACCUUGA